This is a messenger RNA of Dufourea novaeangliae, 2062 nucleotides long. RefSeq lists its product as uncharacterized. The transcript is spliced from 3 exons. The record is from RefSeq and is a predicted model, not a curated record. The coding region runs from base 416 to 1063 and encodes 215 amino acids. NCBI's taxonomy places the organism in Eukaryota, Metazoa, Arthropoda, Insecta, Hymenoptera, Halictidae.
CCGUAGAAGCAGCAGGCGAGACGGUUUACCACUGGCGCAUUUUACUCAGCCAUCGAGCGUCCGUGAGAGAGAACCUCUCGCGUUUCCAACGUCACUGGUUCUUUCGUAAAUAUUGAGGAAAGUCACAGUCCAGUCACCGAAGGAUGGGCAUAUUCCGCGAGUUCCCUAUCGUGUUCAAACUCUACAAGAAGUACAGCUAGUCUGGACCGUGGACGAGCAAGCCGGCGUGUGUAACACCAUCGUUCCUAUAUACGUGCGAAUUUAUGUGGCGGACCGCCGUGACACGACUGUCGUCCCCUAUCGUUCGUGUAAACACCCGAGAGAGCCAAGAAGGAAUCAACGGAUAGUCACUGUGCUUUGACCACCCAGAACGUAAACAAUCGCGGGAACAAUACCAAAGACAAGUGUGAAUACCAUGAGCGCUACCGAAGCAAUAGCAACCGGCAGGAUGUCGAAUACUGCAGGACUGAUGGAAACGGAUGGUGUAUCAAACAUGCUCAAAGAUGGAAGUAAAAACGGUCCACCGUUGCUGUUUCGGCACGCAUCCAUGCAGAGGAUCCGCCAUUGUUGCCAGAAUCUGAAUCUCUUCCCGUAUCUACUGUACUCGUUCGAGAACUCCAAGUCCCACCCGAUCGCCCGUAAGGUCCAUUUGUACUUCGGUCUGAUCCUCCAAGGUGUCACAGCCCGAAUCUUCGUCCUGUACAAGACCAUCAGACAGUCCCUGGUCCGUGGUAUCCGUCAGGAUGACCAUCAACAGCAGCUCCAGGAGUCCACAGAUGUCAGCAACGCCACUAGCAAAGCGACAGUCAGGAUCGAAAGGUUCGGCCGACGGAAACGGAACAAACAGUGCCCCCUGUUCCUAACCGUAGCUAUUUAUUUCGCGCCGUUGAUAUUGCUCUGCCAGACGAUUGGACUGCUAGGUCUGAUGGUGCUCAGCAAGUACACACCAGGCUUCAUCUUCCUCACUUCCGCCCUGCUGUUCCUCGGCUGUAUCUCGUUGAAGAUCCUCUUCCACGAGACGGUCGAGCACACCGCCAAAUACGAAAAGAACAAAGUGCAAUGAACCCGCCACCAAUCGACUGUUCCGCCGUUUACAUACCGCGAUUAGACUGUUCAACGGGUAGCUAGUAGACCUGACAGACUAUUGAGAGUCUCUCUUGGCCUCCUUUCCAAUAGUUGUUCCCAACUUGGACACCUUGAACGGUAAUCCCCGCCGAUACGUUUAUCGCUGUAACGAUCUAGCUGGUCGAUGCAACCACCCCCGUGUCUCUCCGUCAACCGUUUCGAUGGCUUCUUCGUAGUUAAGGUCUCGGGUAGCGGCCCCCCAUCGGUCGGCUUGCCAGUUCCACGAACACAUAUCUUCCGUUUUCUUUUUUUUUUUUUUUUUUUUUCGUACAUCGCGCCAAGAUCGUCGUUGCAACCGCGUUAGAGGAUAUAGGAGAGGAUGACGCGCGAACGCGACUCUUCCUGUAUGUAGCUUCUUACGAAAUGCUUCGAACAACACCCUAACGUAGUAUGUAAUUAUUUCUCCGUUUUCCGCCGAUCUACUCUUAAACAGAAUGUAAUUCCGAGAAUUAUUAAGUGUUUCUAGGAAUCGAGAGCAAUAUACUUAUAGGGAGUUGUCUGAACACAUACACACACACGCGGUCGCGACACACCUUAUCCUCUGCAGCAGAAGACUGAGAAUUUGUUUUAACUCGUUUAUUUUUUUCUUUUUCUUUUUCCUCCUUUUUUUUUUUGUACAUAAGGAUAUAUAAGCGAGGGAAACACGACACGCAUAACGAUAUAAAAAAAAUAUAUAUAGAUAUAUAAAUGCGUGAAGAAAAAAAAAAACGUUUACUCUAUCUAUAUAUAUAUAUAUAUAUCUCACGAAGUCGUUUGACCGCCCAUGGAAGGACUUGGUGCGUCCACUGAACGAGUUUAUAGGCUUAAUCUGUGAUGAAGUGGAGCCAAGUGUAUCUUUUUCGUGGCCACUUGCUGUCCCCCACUUACUUAAAUACGAUAAGGAAAAUACAAUGUUUUACGCCGUCUUUCUUUUUAAAUAUACGUUACUUACACACAA